UUGUGACUGUUUAAAAAGUUCUAAACUUCAUUCAGCAAUUUGUCUUAACUAUAUAUUGUUUAUUUCAAUUGUAGGAAGUCCUUCACAAAAAUUGUUCAACUCCGGAGGAAAGAAAUGACACAUGUUGGUGCUGUUACAAACCAUUUGACAAGUCUGAUGCUAAGUCAUUACUUGGUGGCCUGGAUACAUCGUUUUUGUUUGCCUAUGCUGUAGGCAUGUUCUUCAGUGGGCAGGUUGCUGAGAGGAUGAACUUGCGCUAUUUCUUAACAGCUGGCAUGUUUCUCAGUGGCUUAUUCACAGCUUUGUUUGGUCUUGGCUAUUUUUGGCAUAUUCACAGUUAUGCAUACUUUGUUUUUGUUCAGGUUGCUGGCGGUCUUGUGCAGUCCAGCGGAUGGCCUGCUGUAGUGGCGUGCGUGGGAAAUUGGUUUCCGAAGGGAAAACGUGGUAUAGUUAUGGGAAUAUGGAACUCGCACACGAGUGUAGGAAAUAUACUUGGGUCGUUGAUUGCUGGCAUUUGGGUUGAUGGUGAUUGGGGGUGGUCUUUUAUUGUACCAGGACUCAUCAUUAUUGGCAGCAGUAUUCUAGUUUUAUGCUUUUUAGUUGUUUAUCCUGAAGAUGUAGGCUGUGAACCUGUAAAUACUAAGAACCUGCAAGUAGCUGAAUCUGAACAAAAAGCCAUAUCUUUUAAAGGAGCUUUGCUUAUACCUGGUGUAGUAGAGUUUUCCUUAUGCUUGUUUUUUGCAAAACUGGUUAGUUACACAUUCCUGUACUGGUUGCCACUCUACAUCAAACAAGUAAAUCCUAACUUAUCAGAUGAAGAAAGCGCAGACCUGUCAACGCUGUUUGAUGUUGGUGGUAUAUUUGGGGGAAUAUUAGCUGGUCUAAUAGUAGAUCUCACUGGAGCAAGUGGCUUAGCAAGUUUUGUCAUGCUUGUUUUUGCUGCUCCUAUGAUGUUUAUAUACCAUUUGUAUGGAAAUCAAAGUAAAUCUCUUCGAAUUUGUUUAUUAAUGAUCACUGGCUUUUUUGUUAAUGGGCCGUAUGCACUGAUAACCACCGCUGUAUCAGCAGAUCUGGGUACCCAUGAAUCACUUAAAGGCAAUGCAAAAGCUCUCUCAACAGUGACAGCAAUAAUAGAUGGUACUGGCUCCGUGGGAGCUGCAUUGGGUCCUCUGCUUGCUGGCCUUCUAGGCAAAAGUUGGAGCAAUGUUUUUAUCAUGCUGAUUACAGCAGAUGUUUGUGCAGCAUUGUUAAUCGUACGGCAAGUUGCAAAAGAUAUCUUAAGACUACACUCACAGUACAAAUACAAAUUCUGCCAUUAUUCUGUAAUCAAUGAGAGUGGCUCCAAACCACUUCUGCAUGGUUCUGACGAAGAUUGAGACACUACAGUAUGAAAAGCAACUUCCAAUCAUUUAUGAGGACUGUUCUGUAGUUUUAGUUUAAACUUAAUUUUUUUCCGACGGAGUGGUCCGAACCAAGUGGUUGAAUAGAGCCUAGGAAUAAACCGACCGGAAUAAAAAAAUCCAUGAUAGAGUUCACAGGGAAAGCUUUUACUUCCAAUCUGACAUUCCAUCAUUUAUGAGGACUGUUCUGUUGUUGUAGUUUGAACUUAAUUUUUGUGAAGAAUACUUAUGCAUGAUAAUGCAAUUAACUAUGUUUACCUUUAUUUAUGUAAUAGAAAAACUUUAUUGGUUUUCAUAUGGAUAUUUGAGUUGAAAUUUUCUUUGAUUAAAGCCAAAAUUGCUUACUUUUCACUUGUACAAUGGAGUCCUAAAUUGGUUGCUACUUCUUUCUAUACUGACAAUAAUGCAUAUUGGUAGGUGGUGACACUUUAUUUUAUUUCAUAAUAUUCCUGGCAUAUAUACAAUACUAUACAGAAAAACUGCAAUACUGUACAAUUAGUUAAAUACUAAUAAACAGUUCUCUAAAUGUGUAUAUAUAGAAUGUAUAGAAUGUAAGGAUAAUAUUAAGGAAAUGUAACAAGUUAAUGGAAUAUGAAAGAAAUGAAAAAGAAAAGUGGGAAAAUAGGAGGUGGAAUAAAAAGAGAGAAGUUGUAAAAUAUAAAAAGGAAAAAAAAAUUAUUAGAGGAAAGUUGUAAAAAUAUUGAAUUAUGUAAUAAAAAUUGAAUAGUCACAUGGCUAUUUGAAUAGAUUAUUAUUAUUAUCCAUAUUAUUUUAGCUUGUUAUAUUUGUUUUUCUUUUGCAAUAAACAUGACUUGCACACACACACACAAACAUGGUAAUGGUCUAGUUUUAGCAAAUUGGGACAGAAAGCAAAUUUCUUGGAUUUUCCUUCAGCUCAGACAUCUGAAACCUUGCAGUGAUGUACUUAAAUGUACAAUAAUAAAUGAUAAAAACAAUAAAACAAAAGAAAUACGAUUAUGGCAACUAAUGAUAGAAAAGUAAGCACAUUUGUUUUCAUUCAAAGACAAAUUUCAACUUAAAGAUGAGGAUCAGAGACUACUUUAUUGUGUAUCAUGUACUGUAUUGUUUGUUCAAUCUUAAGUUAUACUGUAAGGUACAUUAAUUAGAUGGUAUAAUUAGAUCUUGAUGUGUAAGUAUGUGUAAUCAGUUUUGACAGUAUUUCAAUAUAUUUUUCUAUUUUGUUAUAUAUGUACUAAGUUACAAAUUAAAAUUAGAUAGAUUAAUUAAAUGAUUGAUAUAUUCAUGUAUAUAAUUGAGAGGAUGAUUAGUUUUUAAUAUAUGGUGUUACUUCUUAAGCCGGACGCACAUGCAACAGGGGUCGUGAUUACAUGGACUGCAUCAUAUUGCAUUUAAAAUGCAUUGUAUUUAACAAUUUGCUUAGAUUACCACCAAGAAUCAGCAGUGACGGAUGGUUGACAGUCCAUCGACUGAGGAGAGGCAAUUUGUGCCCAGCUGAAGUUAUUCAAAAUAUUUUAGAUGGUAUACAUUAGCUUUUAAUGCAAUAUUUUGCAAGUUACACAGUAUAUCAAUUAAAUUUUUAAAAAUUCUAUUUUGUUAUAUACUCAAUUAGUGAUUGAUUGAUAUAUUGUGUAUAUAAUGAAUAGGUGUGUUAUAUUCUAUUUUAUUAUAGUUAUACUUAACUAUAGUCAAUGGCCCGGAAUAAAAAAUCCCAGGUGGGUUCACGGGGAGUUUUUAUGGCUUAGUAUGGUCCAAUUUGGAUUAUCAUUUGGAUAGGCAAAUUAUCAUUUUAACAAUUUUUGAUUCGACGACCUAGUUGUGGUGGGUGGGGGUCCAGGCCUGUCCGACAGGAGCGCAAAGGCCCCGCCCCCACUGGUGCCACUACUGUGUAUAUAUUGACAGGAAUAACAGGUCAGUGUGUUAAAACAAAUUCUGUGACUAAUAACACAGUUCGCCCUCCAAAUUGAGACCGCCUAGGGACCUGAAAAUUUGAGGUGGUCUUAGGGUUUGGUCUUCACAUAAAGGGUUAGCUUAGUGUUAAUAUAUUGAAGAUUGUUAUUUAGUUCUUGGAGAAAGUGGUUAAAGUGGUCUCGGAAUUAGAGGGUGCGCUGUAUACAGUAUUAUUUCUGGCUGUGAGACAAAAAAAAUUGCCUUUGUAUUUUCCAGGCCAGACUGACCCAAAAUCUCAUAAAAAAGCCCAUAUGUUUUUGUAAACCCAGGAGGAGCACCAAAAUCCUGGUAUGAUUACCACUUGUUACAGUUUAAUUAUUUAAUAAUUUAUCAAAUUAGGUUUUACUAACCAAAAUGUAUUUGACUGACAGUUGUUAUUGAACUCUAGAAAUAAGUCUGUACUAGUAAAAAAUUACUGAAUGUCAUCGUUUUGGGCAACGCAAUUUUUUGUUCGCCUUGGCAAGGUCCAGGAAGAAUAGUACAGUGUGGUGGUUUUGGACCACCUACUACCAUACCUUUGGUAAACAAAAAGGUAUAGAAUUCAAUUUGAACUAGCACUGAUGUUUAUAUCGUCAGCAAAAGAUGUCAUUUAUGUGGUUGGAGCAGUGUUGAUAACAUGCACAGGUCAUAUUUAUUAUUUAAUUUCAGAUUUUAUUAGUAUAUUCUAGAUUUAGUAUAGGUGUAAUUUUGCCCAACUUGAUGUGAAUGUACUCAGUACAGGGGCGUAUCUCGGGGGGCGGGGGCACACGCCUCCCCAAAAAUUACUCGCGCCCCCCCCCCCCAUUAGCCCCAAAAAUCACAGUAAAAUAGUUAAAAUCUCAACUGGUCAUCAAGCCACCAACUUUACCUUCACAGGGGCCCCCCCCCCAAUCAGCACCCUCACUUCAAGACUUCUUGAUACACCACUGACGCAGUAUGUGUGGAAAAAAUAGCAAGUUGUUAUCGGGUUGGACUUGAACCCACGAUCUCCAGGCUGGCACCAUACCUCUAGACCACCAAGGUUGAAUUCCAGCUCAAGUAAGCAGUGGGUACUGCAAUGUGAAGGGUAAUUGUUAUUGUCGUGAUGGGAAAAGAAACAAAAAUUACACAUAUACUUGAUUAUCCCGACGCAAAUCUAGUUUGUUCAUUCCAUCACGACAAUAACAAUGUACCAUUUAUAUUCUAGAUUUGUUUAUUUUUUCCAAAAAUUAUAAUCAAACAUUGUUAAAAAUAUUAAUAUAUAGACAAUCAUUCAAAUUUUGUCUUUUUGUUACAUUAUUGCACCUGGUGUAUGACUACUAACAGCACUUCACAACCUAAAAACACUUUUUUAGAAACAAAUAAUUUUUAUCUUAACAUGAUCACAUCAGUAUUACAUCAUAAUUUUUGAUAUAACAUGGAUUAUCAUUAAAUAUUAAAACUGUAUCAUAA
Anneissia japonica is the source of this 4739-nucleotide messenger RNA. RefSeq names its product glucose-6-phosphate exchanger SLC37A2-like. The transcript is spliced from 13 exons. Gene Ontology annotation, cellular component: membrane. Gene Ontology annotation, biological process: transmembrane transport. Gene Ontology annotation, molecular function: transmembrane transporter activity. Bases 216 to 1376 code for a protein of 386 amino acids. Lineage: Eukaryota; Metazoa; Echinodermata; Crinoidea; Comatulida; Comatulidae. The record is from RefSeq and is a predicted model, not a curated record.